Molecule: messenger RNA, 1923 nt
Organism: Magallana angulata
Lineage: Eukaryota; Metazoa; Mollusca; Bivalvia; Ostreida; Ostreidae
Product: phosphatidylserine lipase ABHD16A-like
Exons: 19
Coding region: 61-1668 (535 amino acids)
Biological process (GO): phosphatidylserine catabolic process; monoacylglycerol catabolic process
Cellular component (GO): endomembrane system
Molecular function (GO): monoacylglycerol lipase activity; glycerophospholipase activity
Source: RefSeq, a predicted model, not a curated record
GUUGUUUCAGUAGUUAGAUUCAAUAGUUUUACCCAAGGCUUCUCCACUUUCUCUAUCAACAUGGUAUUAGAAAAAUUGUUAGCCUCUUUUAGGGGACCAAAACUUAGAAGACAACUUACCAGCGACGAAGGGCCGGGGAAAGUGUAUCAAGCAAACCUUGUAGAAGCAACAGGAGAUAAAUUUAUUAGCGUUAUUCGGUUUUGCAUGUCCUUCACCUACUGGACCAGCCCUGUAGUUCUGACUGUCCUGUACAGAAGAGGAUACUUCUCAUCAGAGGGACUCAUUAGUAUAGGAAAGUUUGCCUUCUCAAUAAGUGUCAUCUAUACUGUGGCUUAUAUAACCAGAGGGUUUGGUCGCUAUAGCAAUGCUGAUUACCUGACCUUCCUUAGUGUGCUCAGUGCGGCCCAGAAAUCACUCACACAACAAAACAAGAAAAUGUUGGCUAGAUAUGACUUUGAGUUUUGGGCAUGGCCAGUAGAUUGGCGUAUGGGAGAAAAUGGGGAAGUGAAGAAAAUCCAUCAACAAAUAUCGAAACCAAAGCUAACUGAAUUUAACAUAAGUAAUCUUCCACAGAGGAUUCUUGGGUACUUAGCUGUACACACAUUUGGGAAAAGGAUGCUUUACCCAGGGGCUACAGCUCUGAUUAACUCUUUAGUGGGUCCUGUUUUAAGUCAGAGCAGAGCAUCUUUGAUAGAGGAAAAACAAGGAAAGCGAGCCAAACUUCUAUCAGCAGACGGGAAUGAGAUAGAUGUGUUGUUUGUGGACAGGAGACACUCAGGGAACCAGAAUGGAAAAACUUUGGUUGUGUGUUGUGAGGGUAAUGCCGGUUUCUAUGAAAUUGGUUGUACUGUGACUCCAUUAGAGGGAGGCUUCUCUGUAUUGGGAUGGAACCACCCUGGGUUUUCAGGGAGCACUGGUAUUCCAUUACCUUCUCAAGAACAAAAUGCUGUAGAUGCUGUUAUGCAGUAUGCUAUCAAUAGCUUGGGUUUCACUCCUGAUAACAUUGCUGUGUUUGCAUGGUCCAUUGGUGGAUAUACUGCUUCAUGGGUAGCAAUGAACUACCCAGACUUAAAAUACAUUGUAAUAGAUGCAACUUUUGACGAUGUUGUCCCAUUAGCUCAGGCAAGAAUGCCAGAAUAUUUUGAAAACUUUGUAGAGUUUACAGUUAGAUCAUACCUUAAUUUAGAUAUAGCAGAACAGCUUAUCAGAUAUUCAGGUCCUGUACUUCUCAUAAGAAGAACCAGGGAUGAAAUGAUCACAACUAAGUCUGACCCAACAGGAGUGAAACUAUACUCCAACAGAGGAAACUAUCUUCUAAUCAAGUUAUUACAACAUAGAUACCCUUGUAUAGUAGAUGAUAGUACCCUGGCUGUGUUAGCUGAUUGGUUAGCCAGGCUGAAACCUCAACAAGAGGACUUAUGGCAGACACAUGAGGUGGAUGAAGACGAAUGUUUAGCCAAAAUUAGAUCCUAUAUACGGAGCAACUCCGAUACAUUUCCUUGUAAUAUAGGAGAAGGCUAUUCUGAAGAAGAGAAAAAGAAAAUGACUUUAUACUUAGCUUCUCGUUACAUGGUCGACUUUGACUCCACACACUGUAACCCACUUCCAGCUUCGUUUUUCAAAACCCCCUGGACUCCAGACAGUGAAGACCAACCUAAGUUUUUAUGACUAGAUUUACAUACAUCAGUGACUGCUCAAAGCAUUGAACGACUGUAGUUGAUCCUAUACACUGUUGAACAGUGUUAGAGAGAGAAAAAAAAUCACCAAUUGAUCUCCAUUGCUGUGGAACAAAUUACAUGUAUGAUGUAUAAAUGUUGUCAUUUUAUACACUUUUCAAUAUUUUAGUAAUCAAUGAAGAAUUUUAUAUGUAUUUAUUUCUUGUUUGUCUGAAAUUGCUAGUAAAAAGAAAUUUUCUAAAUAUAA